Messenger RNA from Aspergillus saccharolyticus JOP 1030-1, 334 nucleotides. RefSeq lists its product as uncharacterized. Bases 125 to 301 code for a protein of 58 amino acids. The transcript has a single exon. NCBI's taxonomy places the organism in Eukaryota, Fungi, Ascomycota, Eurotiomycetes, Eurotiales, Aspergillaceae. The record is from RefSeq and is a predicted model, not a curated record.
GUCCCGCUGAUCCGAACGUUUACCGACGACUGACCCAGUUAUUCGCUCUGACGCAUAGACUAUGGCACCGGUGCAUCUGCUGGUCCUUAAGUAUCGACCCUUUGGCUCGUGAUUCCCAGCGCUGAUGAAAGCUGGUUUGUUUCAGUACUUUAAGCCUUCGCUGACCCCGUCUCUAUUACCUUCGAACUCUCCACUCCAAUCUUUGUUGUCGUUUUGUUCUUGCUUGUCUGACAUCUUUCCUUGUGUCAGUACUGUGGCCGUAGAUCGUGUCAAACUGGCUAGAUUAUAUACCUCCCGUUGAUCUUAUACGCCAUCUACCACUUCAGACCAGCAA